UGGCAUUAAAUCAGUUGACUGAUCAAAAUGAAAUUGUCCAAAAUUUAAAGACUAUCAACAUUAAAUUGCAGGGCUUAUACAGAUUUGUAGAUUCUCUUAAAUCGAACUUUAUGAUCUUAUUCGAGUAUCAAAUUAAAUUAGCGGUAUUUUUGGUGCCUUUCGCUCUAUUUCAAAUCUUUCAAUCGCUGUAUCGCCUCGAAGUCAAUACGGAGUUUAUUGCUUUUCUAUUCUCCUGCACUAUUCGUUUAUUUUUGUCUUGUUACAACGGCAAUCUUCUAGUUCUUGUGGGUAUGAAGCUUAGAGAAUCAAUUUACUGCUGCGGUUGGGAGAAACAAUCUAACAUAAAAAUAAGGAAGACUGUAUUGUUUAUGUUGACAAGAUGCAAUAAUCCGCCCAGCAUAAGAUCUGUUUUCUAUCCAGUUAACCUCGAAACAUUCUCUGAGGCGUGCCGGCAAUCAUACGCUAUAUUCAAUAUUAUGAACGCAGCGUGGUCCUAACCUCUGAAAUGUAGAUUACAAAUGUCAUGUAAACUUUUCACGUUUACAUUAGUGAAACACAUGUUUUUGCACGAUCUAACUGCGUUACGCUUAAAGUUUUGUCAUACAAAAAAUAUAUGUCUAGACUCUCUAGUCAAGUUGUAUGUUUAGCUUUGUUUAGCCUCUUACUAUAAAUAAAGAAU
Papilio polytes (common Mormon) is the source of this 679-nucleotide messenger RNA. RefSeq names its product odorant receptor 2a-like. Gene Ontology annotation, molecular function: odorant binding; olfactory receptor activity. The transcript is spliced from 5 exons. Gene Ontology annotation, biological process: sensory perception of smell; detection of chemical stimulus involved in sensory perception of smell. Lineage: Eukaryota; Metazoa; Arthropoda; Insecta; Lepidoptera; Papilionidae. The record is from RefSeq and is a predicted model, not a curated record. Bases 111 to 497 code for a protein of 128 amino acids. Gene Ontology annotation, cellular component: plasma membrane.